AUGACAGAUCACGUGAUUUUACACAAUUACAACCAAAGAGCCUGUGCGUGACAGAGGACCAUCCAAAAAAUUGAGGUGCAUCGCCAGCAAGCUCAUGUAAAUUCUUGAUCGGCCCCUGGAUCCCAAUCACCACGCCAUUGGGACUUGGUAAAGCCACCGGUCACCUGAAGUGAUGAGUGUAGCACGCCCAGCUGCUGGGAGGUUGUUCUCCCGGUGCCUGGCAGCUUCACCAGUCACUCCUGCUGCAUCGCGAGCAGCCCCGGUGACAUGCCGUCACCUCCACAGCUCGGCGCCGCUCGAGGCACGGCGGCGGCCACGCUUCAAGAGCAUCCCCGCCGCGAAGAUGGGCCUGCAGUCCCCCGAGCAAAUCGAAAAUUUCGCCAAAGACAAGUUCCCCGAGUACACACCCGAGGAAAAAGAAGAGCUGCGGAAGGUGUACUCGCCCGAGCACAUGGCGGCCCUCGAAGCCGGUGAGGCGGCGAUCAAUCCGAAGGACCUGACUAUUCAGGGGCGACUGCGAGACGACCCCUACCGGCUGUCGUACAUCGACGACUUCAAGAAUAUCCAGCCCAUCAUCGACAAGAGACCAAAGACGAAGCCGGCGCCGAACCCGAGGGCGCGAUUCAUGGGCAUGGAGGAGUUCACCGAUGACUUGGUGAAAUGGGCUGAAAGGUUCUUCCCAGCCGGGAUGGAGACGAAGACAAUAAAGGACUUCGUGACGGACAACCUCAAGGACGUCCCGGAAGAGGAUUGGCCCUCGAGUGCGAGGAAAAAGGCCGAGAAGCAGCUCCAAGAAUAUCUAUUGGCCACAGACGGAGAGAUGGGGAUCGACCUGGGGGAGAACGGACCUAGUUCUAUUGACGUGCUGAAUUAUCUUCUCGAGCGGUCCACCAUGACCGACAAUGGACAGGGCUCGAACUCGGCCGUGGCACCGGCGCUGCCCAACCAGGUACCUGGUGUCGCCGGCCGCUACAAGAACGCCAUCGACCCCGCCGACGAAGGCCUGGACGACGCUGGUGAAUACCAGGACCUGAAGAAGCAGACCGACUUGGGCGUGAAGGCGCUCAAGAGCUUCACCGUCAAGACCCUGCUGCUUCGGUUCGUCAGCAAUCAGACGCGUCUAGGCAAGAUCAGGAGCGCCUCUGUGAUGGCUAUUGCGGGUAACAAGGACGGAUGGUUGGGUCUAGGCAGUGCCAAAUCGGUGGAAAUCGCCAUCGCCGUGCAAAAGGCGAAGCUCGCGGCAAUCCGCAACAUGCAGCCCAUUUCGCGGUACGAGAGGCGCACCAUCUACGGGAAUGUGGAGGCGAAGAUCUCCGGCUCUGUCGUGCGACUCUCUGCUCGCCCACCGGGUUUCGGUCUCCGCGUGCCCUCUAGGAUAUUUGAGAUGUGCCGUGCGGCCGGCAUCCGGGAUCUUGCAGCCAAGAUCCCGCGGUCGCGGAACCCCAUGAACACCGUCAAGGCGACUUUCAAGGCCCUCGUCAACCAGCCGGACCCUGAAGAGAUCGCGAUUGGGCGAGGCAAGAAGCUUGUGGAUGUGCGGAAGGUGUACUAUGGCGGAGCUGUAUAUUAAUCCAUUGUAUCAUCGUGUAUCAUUUCGAUAGAGACCUCUGACAGGCCUAUGCAACCUUUUUCCGUCA
This is a messenger RNA of Phialemonium atrogriseum, 1637 nucleotides long. RefSeq names its product ribosomal protein S5, C-terminal domain-containing protein. The coding region runs from base 173 to 1570 and encodes 465 amino acids. Gene Ontology annotation, molecular function: RNA binding; structural constituent of ribosome. The record is from RefSeq and is a predicted model, not a curated record. Gene Ontology annotation, biological process: translation. Gene Ontology annotation, cellular component: ribosome. The transcript is spliced from 2 exons. NCBI's taxonomy places the organism in Eukaryota, Fungi, Ascomycota, Sordariomycetes, Cephalothecales, Cephalothecaceae.